Paraglomus brasilianum is the source of this 1188-nucleotide messenger RNA. Lineage: Eukaryota; Fungi; Glomeromycota; Glomeromycetes; Paraglomerales; Paraglomeraceae. The record is from the annotation of a GenBank genome assembly.
AUGGGCAUUCACAACCUUCACAAAGUAAUCGCAGAUCACGCGGCAAAGGCUAUCAGCGCAAAUGAAAUCAAGAGCUAUUUUGGUAGAAAAGUGGCUAUCGAUGCAUCAAUGUCGAUAUACCAGUUUUUGAUAGCCGUGAGACAGGCAGACGGGCAACAGUUGACAAGUGACACUGGAGAGACGACGAGUCAUUUGAUGGGAAUGUUCUAUCGCACGAUUCGAAUGGUUGAGAACGGAAUUAAACCCGUAUAUGUGUUUGAUGGAAAGCCGCCAAUGCUGAAAUCGGGCGAGCUUGCCAAGAGAUUGGAACGAAGAAAGGAAGCAAACAAGAAUCUUGAAGAAGCUCACGAGACUGGCGCAGUGGCUGACAUUGAUAAAUACAGCAGACGCACGGUGAAAGUGACCCCAGAACAUAACGCAGAGUGUAAAAAACUAUUGAAGCUUAUGGGAAUUCCAUAUAUUGAUGCUCCUUGUGAAGCAGAAGCUCAAUGUGCUGCUCUUGCACGAGCGGGAAAGGUCUAUGCAGCUGCAUCAGAAGAUAUGGACACUCUCACAUUUAAUGCCCCAAUGCUUCUUCGUCAUUUAACAUUUACCGAGAGUAGAAAGAUGCCGAUUGAUGAGAUACAUCUUGAUAAAGCACUAGAAGGGCUGGAACUGAAUAUAGACGAAGUAAGUGAUGAUGCGUUCAAAAAAGUAUUCAAUGGAAUAGUUUUUGCCUGUGGAGACCUCUGUAUUCUACUCGGGUGUGAUUAUUGUGAUUCAAUUAAAGGCAUUGGACCACACCGUGCUUACGAGUUGAUUAAGAAACACAGAAAUCUCGAAACGAUUAUUAAAGAACUCGACCCUAAGAAAUAUCCCAUUCCUGAAGAUUGGCAUUACAAAGAAGCACGAGAGCUGUUUCGUAAUCCGGAUGUGGUCGAUCCAAACACCGUUGAUAUAAAAUGGAAUACUCCAGACGUAGAAGCUGUUGUUGAUUUUCUUGUGCGUGAAAAGGCAUUCAGCGAAGAGCGUGUCCGUAAGGGAGUGGAUAAAAUAAUGAAGAACAUUAAAGCUGCAACGCAAGUGCGCUUGGACAGUUUCUUUACUGCCGCUCCCACCAAAGAUACACCUAAAAAGCGAAAGGCAGAAGAAACAGCAACUAAUAAAAAUAAUGGGAAAGCCACCAAAAAACGACGGUCAAAUAAGUAG